Molecule: messenger RNA, 585 nt
Organism: Pleurotus ostreatus (oyster mushroom)
Lineage: Eukaryota; Fungi; Basidiomycota; Agaricomycetes; Agaricales; Pleurotaceae
Exons: 6
Coding region: 1-585 (194 amino acids)
Source: RefSeq, a predicted model, not a curated record
AUGGCCGGUUUCGCGAUUCCACGGCUUGUUAUCUUCGGUCUGGUCACCAUAUUUGCGUUUGCCGUGCUCGGUGUAGACGCGCAUGUCACCAGCAUCUUCGCAAAAUCCGGGACCACGAUCCCCAUUGAGGGCAUGGGCCUGGCCACUGCCCUGUUCACCAUCUUGUCCCUCCCAGCUAUCGUAUUCUCUCCGAAAGGAUCUUUCCCAACGACAGUUUUGUUCGAGAGUAUAUGGCUCUUUAUCCUCUGGGUCUUUUGGCUCACCACCGCCGCGCUCGCAUCCAACCUGCGGAUCACGGUCAUGAAGGAGCUCGGUCCGAAGGGGUGUAGUCAACUCCGUGAUGAUGGCUUGGCUGUAUGUAUGGAACUCCCAGCAAUCGAAGGCAUCUCCUAUGUAAACUGGCUCUUGCUCAUGUUCUACACCGUCGCCCUCUGCGUAUUUUUGUUCAUGGCACGCAACGGUGGUCAUCCCAACGUAUGGUCGGCCUCAGCCAGCGAAUUCCCAUAUUCGACGCGCUCAAAUGCCGACUCGACUUCCGGUAGCACGGCUUACAAGCACGAACUUCCAUCAAGCGCCAGCGUUUAA